UCUGACUGUCCAUGAGCGAAGGGUGAGACCGAGAGUGCAGCACCGACCCGAGGGCACCUCUUCAGGGGGAGCCUGAAAUUUGAAGAUUUUCUUUCCUGUCGGAGACUCCAGAUAACUAGAAAAAACUAUCCAAGAUGACUGUCACUUACUCCAGUAAAGUAGCAAAUGCGACCUUUUUUGGAUUUCAUAGGUUACUUCUCAAGUGGAGAGGCAGCAUCUACAAACUACUGUACAGGGAAUUUAUUGUUUUUGCUGUUCUUUACACAGCAAUAAGUUUGGUGUACAGAUUGUUACUUACAGGAGCCCAAAAACGUUACUUUGAAAAAUUAUCAAUUUACUGUGACAGAUAUGCUGAACAAAUUCCAGUAACCUUUGUGCUUGGGUUUUACGUUACUCUAGUAGUGAACCGAUGGUGGAACCAGUUUGUGAAUCUGCCCUGGCCAGACAGGCUGAUGUUCCUCAUCUCCAGCAGUGUCCACGGAAGUGACCAGCAUGGGCGCCUUCUCAGAAGGACGCUGAUGCGCUACGUAAAUCUCACGUCCCUUCUCAUCUUCCGCUCUGUGAGCACCGCUGUGUACAAAAGGUUUCCAACUAUGGACCACGUAGUGGAAGCAGGUUUCAUGACAGCAGAUGAAAGGAAAUUAUUUGACCACCUCAAAUCUCCUCAUCUGAAAUACUGGGUUCCAUUCAUCUGGUUUGGAAAUCUUGCUACUAAAGCCCGGGAUGAAGGUAGAAUCAGAGACAGUGUUGAUCUUCAAUCAUUGAUGACUGAAAUGAAUCGAUUCCGCUCUUGGUGCAGCCUCUUAUUCGGUUAUGACUGGGUUGGGAUUCCACUGGUUUAUACUCAGGUUGUCACUCUUGCUGUCUACACCUUCUUCUUUGCGUGCCUGAUUGGACGCCAGUUUUUGGAUCCCACCAAAGGCUACGCGGGGCAUGACUUAGAUCUUUACAUUCCAAUCUUUACUCUCCUACAAUUCUUCUUCUAUGCAGGAUGGCUCAAGGUGGCUGAGCAGCUUAUCAACCCUUUUGGAGAAGAUGAUGAUGAUUUUGAAACUAACUGGUGCAUUGAUAGAAAUUUGCAGGUCUCUCUUUUAGCUGUGGAUGAAAUGCACAUGAGCUUACCCAAGAUGAAGAAGGACAUUUACUGGGACGAUUCUGCUGCUCGACCACCAUACACACUGGCAGCAGCUGACUACUGCAUACCCUCAUUUCUGGGGUCAACAAUCCAAAUGGGGCACUCUGGGUCGGACUUCCCCGGUGAGGAGUGGCUGUGGGACUACGAGAAGCACGGCCAACGGCACUCGGUGAUCAGGAGGGUCAAGCGGUUCCUGAGUACCCACGAGCACCCCGCCAGCCCCAGGAGGAGGAGCUUCGGGAGGCAGGCCAGCGACAGCUCCAUGUUCUUCCCGCUCAGCCCGGCCCGUGACCUGCUGGACGUGCCCUCGAGAAACCCCCACAGGGCCUCGCCCACCCGGAAGCAGUCCCAGUCCCUGGAGGGCAGCCCCAAGAUGCACUCCAGCAUGGGAGAGCUGUCCACAAUCAGGGAGACCAGCCGGACCAGCACUCUGCAGAGCCUGACCCCGCAGUCCAGUGUGCGGGCCUCCCCCACCAAAAUGCCGCAGGUCCCGGAGGUACUGGUCACCGAGGCUGAAGCACUGGAGCCCUCGUACGACGGCCACCACCACGACUCCACUACCUCCAUCCUGAGCUUGGAAUUCACCGGGGUUCAGCCCAGCAGGACUGGGCAGCAGGAGGAGCCGGCGGGACUCCUGACCCCCUCGGAGAAGGGGACCCCUCCUGGGGGGCCUAGUCCUCAGACUGGUCCAACCAGCGACGAGAGACACCUUUUCCUGUUUGAGGAAGACUCUGAUGCUGACAGGUUCCUGAAAAGGUGGAGUCUCCCAGAGUUCCGCGAGUCCGGCCACACCUCCCUGGCAAACCUGGGUCCAGAUCCCCUGAGCCCCGCGCCGGCUCUCUUGAUCGACACCGAAACGUCUUCAGAGACCAGUGGAACCAACCUUGGGGCUGGCUCUGGCGUCUCCCCUGAUAUGCUGUACUUAAUGGAAAACCUGGACGCCAGGGAAACCGAUAUCAUAGAAUUUAACACCGAGCAAACUGAGGAGUCUCCUAAAGGAAUGCCACAAAGUUCUAGGACCUAGUUCUAGCCUAGAUUCGCACUUUACCAAAAGCUCAGGAUUAGUCCCAGAAUACCCCAGGGGCUGGCCUUUUUUUUUUUUUUCCCAAAAAUCAUAUCACAUAAGCUACUUAGAACUUUGAAGGGCAUUAUGAUCCUUUUUGAAAACCAUAAAAAUCAAAUUCACAUCAUCCCAAAAUGGCUAUCAUGGAAGCUAUGCAGGCCAUAUUGAAUUGUCUUAACCAAAUAAGGAAUCUUGUAUAAAUAUUUAUGACUUAGAAAUUCACAGUUCUUAUCUUUGGAAAGGGUCUUGCGGAUCAUAGUCCAAUCCCUUAGAUACAAAAAACAAGACAAAGAUUCUCUUUCCUCUUUUUUUCUUCCUUCCUUCCUUCCUUCCUCUUGCCCGCCCUUCCUUCCUUCCUUCCUUCCUUCCUUCCUUCCUUCCUUCCUUCCUUCCUUUCUUCCUUCCUUUCUUCCUUCCUUCCUCCCUUUCUUCCUUCCUUCCUUCCUUCUUUUCUUUAACUGAAGGGACAGGAGAUGGAUCACAUAAUGCCCAAAGGCUCUUUUAUAUUUACAAUACUUUGGGGCUUUCUAACGAUCUCACUCCCACUUUUCUAUAACUAUUACUAUUAUCAUUUUCUAAUUCUUAAGCUCCAUCAGUGUCAGAAAACUUCAUUUCUCUUCACUCUUCUUUUUUUCUCUCUUUCCUUUUUAUUCUGUUAUCCAAUUUUUUCCUUUCCCUUCUCCCUUGUGUCGCUCCUUCUCCAUGACUCUCACCUGUCCUACCUUUCAGGUUAUAGUAUUUUAUUUUUCCAGCUCUGUUGCUUGCUUCUUGCCAUGGUGUUCAAAAUAUGAGGAACUGGCAAAACAUCCUACCAAAUAAUCAAUGAUGUUAACAUCUCCCACUCUUCUAGCCUCAUCAUAGAAGGGGUGUUGGAGUUGAUGGUGUCCCACCAUUCUCUCAAAGCCAUUGCUAUUUCUUUCUGUUUCCACUCUUUAAUCUUGGACACUGGAGAAAACUGAAGCCAAGAGGAUAUGAAACUUGCAUGACCGAAUGCUAUGGAACCAAAGAAUAGCCUGGCUCAAAUCUGUUUAACUUGAACUCUGAAGCAAAAAUCCCUUGUGUCACAACAUGGGACCAGUUACUGUGUCUUACAGGUCAUUUGAAAUGAAAGAGGAUAUUGGAGCUGGGUGGAUAAUGGGGUCCACGACAGCAUGGUGGGAUCUGGAUGUUGACUGAUCUCUUAGGGUAACCAUUUGUUGCAAAUCUGCAAGGACUUGCCGGAGGCUCACCACUCUCAGCAUCUGUUGUCUGAUAAAGCCUGACUACCUAUGGCUGAAGAAAUAAAGUCACCCAAAUAGGUACCAUUUACUGAGUGUUCACAGUGUUCCAGGCAUGGCCUGCAAAGUUCGGAGAUGAUCUCUCUAAUCCCCACAGGAAUCCGAUGAGAUCAAUAUGCUAUUCUAUUCAUUUUAAAGAUGAAGAAGAGCUGUUGAAGAAGUAAUGUGUCUAAAAUCUCACAGCCAGGCUUACCGGCCUCAAGAGCCCGCACCCUUAACCACCGUGCUUCCUCACUACCCUGCACUGUUAAAGCCCUGACUCUACCUGCGGUUUUUCUGGCAUUCUUCUCCAAGGGCGCUGUAAUGGUUUAGAUGUGAGUUGUCCUCCCAGAGCUCAAGUGCGACACAAUGCAAGAAAGUUCAGAGGUGAAAUGACUGGGUUACGAGAACCUUAACCUUUUCACACAUUAAUGCCCUGAGGUAGAUUAAUGGGCAGUAACUGUAGGCAAGUAGGGUGUGGCUGGAGGAAGUAGGCCAGUAGGGGCAGGCCUUUGGGGUUUAUCAUUUGUCUCUGGUGAGUGGAGUGCUCUCUGCUGCCUGGUUGUCCUGCUCUGCUUUCCUCCACCACACCCUUUGCCAUGAUGUUCUGCCUGCUCUUGUACCCAGAGGAAUGGAGUUGGUCCUCUACAGACUGAGAUCUCUGAAAUCACGAGUGCCAAAUAAACUUUUCCACCUCUAAAAUUGUUCUUAUCAGGUCUUUUGGUCCCAGUGAUGAAAAGCUGACUAAAACAAGAGCUCUACCCAAAUCGCAGUUCACGCUGAAUCUCUCCAGCCUGGGAGGCUUCUGUGGGUCCUCCUGCCUAAGUCUACCUGCAUCUUUCAUGCAUUCACAGAGGAGAGUAGUGCUCCAAUUUUGAACCCUAGUCACAGUCCUCUUCAUUUUCCAAGACAGAAGAAAGCUGGUGGGAUCCUUCUCUCCCUCUCCCCACUCCUCCUGAUGUGCAGUACUAUCAUUAGUGUGUUUUCAUAAGACUUCCAAUCUCAGUGGGCUUCUUAAGCUACAUGAGAGCAAUGAUUUUACUUUCCACUAGCUUUUCUCAAAGAACUUAAUGGAAAUAAUAUUAGAAGAAAUGCUGUAUAUUGAUGGUUCUCUAUAUCGGUUGAUAGAGCAUUGGGAGAGCAUUAACAUUCCCAAAGCAUUACAUACAGACUGUGGGAUCAAGCCCCAAUAUGAGACUUCUAAAAGGACACAACCCUAUGCUUCUUCCAGUCAUCAGCCUCUUCAUGCAGUUUUCUUGAGUGUCUCAACUUAUGUCCUUUCCUUCUUUUUGGCUCUAUGUAUUGUUCAAAUUCAAAUAAAUUUCCACUUAGUUUCUUUUAAAAUAUAAUCAAUUUUCAUUCCUAAAUCCAAGGUGAUAAAUUGUACACAAAUCAAAUAACACAUUUUGUGGAGGGAUAGGAGAGUGUUUGUUUAACCUCUACUUCCAUCCUUCCCUUAUGCAUCUUCAUCCAGAAAAUUAUUUCAUUUCCUCAGUAUUUCUUCAAAAUUUGAGAUGACCUCCCAUUUUCUCCUUGUGCAGAAAGUUGAAUUGUGACUUGCUCAAUGAGCCCAUCUGGAAGAAAUCAACUAUAAAUUCGAACCAGCAAUUUCCCCAAGCAGAUGAAGAAAUUCUCUAUUCAUUCUAAAAUAACUUUUUACCCAGCACAGACCAAGGUUGCAAAAACAAGGAUUUCUUCUCAUGUGCCUGAUUUCAUUGCCUGUCUAGCUCAUUCUCUCCUGAGCGCUGAAAUCUCACACCACCCUGAUGCAUGGCCCCAAGGGCCUGGUGGCUUAGUCUUCUGGACUUGACCAUUCCAAGAACAGGCUCAGCUUAACUGUAGUCUGCAAGUCAGACAGUGCAAUGGGACCCAGCCCUGUUGGUUUCCUUCUCUCCGUGCUCUCCAGAGAGAAUGCCAGCCUGACACUGGGGUCCAAGUUCAUUAAGGUAACGGCCCACUAACUUUUUCUGUUUUCCAAGAAUUUAGAGAAGACUGGUCGUUAGCAAAACAAAGACAACUGUUCCCUUCCCUUCUUUUAUUAUCUGUCAGCUCCCAACUCAUCACCUCCACUUCUCCAUGUAUCCACUUCUGGCCCUGUUCAGCUAAGCUGCAGAAAACAUUUUAAAUGGAAUGGAGAAAUGUAAAAUUUACCACUAAUGUAAAGAAAAGACUCACUUAAACAUAUCCCCCCUUUUUUUUUCAAUGUUUAUCCCUCUAAUUUCUUUCUUCUCCAGAGAAAUUGAUUCGAUUUUGAGACUUUAUUAUCAUAAAAUCUGCUCACCAAGAAUCUGUGGUGCCCGGGCAGCCAUAUGGUAUAAUGGAAUAAGUACUACAGAACCAGCAUGUGAAUUCUGACUUGAGCAAGCACCUGUCCUUCUGGAUUUCAUAUUUUUGUCUGUAAAAUGUACUGUUCUCCAGAUUGUUUCCCUGGGCCAUUGUGAGGCAUCAGGAGAGAGUGGGUAUGAGAAGAUGGGACCCCAGAUUGCACUGUGUGGACAAUAGGCAAGAUUAGGACUGAUGUCCCUGGGCACUCACCGCAAACUUCUCUGUCCACCUUUGGCAAUUUAUUCUCUGAGAUUCUAGUCUUUUUCAUUCACCAAGCUUUUUUUCUAACAUUCACAGUGUUAAGCUUCCAACUUAUCGAUCAUGUCUUUCUCUUUGGACUUCUUUUUUCUUCCAGAGACUUCCCUACUUCCACAUCUUCCUUCUCUCUGGCAUUUUUUUUUAUCAUUCCUUCACUCACCACAGAAUCCCAGGCCUCAUCACCAUGGCGAUGAUUUCCUCCCCAACCCAUUGUGCGUAUCCAUCCAUUCAAUCGAAACGUGAGACUAGAAAAAAUUAAUGGCACUUGUUCUUUCUACUAUAAAUCUAGAGGAUUUAGAACCCUCAAGGUUCAAGGUUAGAAGACCCUCUUUGGAAUUCUAGUUUCACUAAACCUGGUCUUCUGUCAGCUAAUUAGGAAUAAUAUCUACAACUGUUAAAAAAAAAAUAAAAAAUCCUAAGCAAAUCAGAACCUAAUUCCACCUGCCCUUCCCCUUCACAACACUCCACAUGAUCAGCAAAAGACGUUUUCUGGUGUUCUGUGCUGCAGAUAGAGAACGCCAAGGACUUACUUCUUUCAUCUUAUUAAACUAUACCAGCUAGGUCCUCUAUUCUUUCACCUGCUUUUUGUUUCUCUUAGUUCUAUGAACCCUAAUUCUUAGGAGUCUUUUCCACUGAUAUGGCCAUUGAGUUGAAAGAACCAAUUCAAGAACACCAGAAUUGUCCUGAUUGCAAAUCUUACAAAAUCCAGAAGAAUUCCAACCCACUGACAAAGCUUGAGUGACUUGACCCCAAAAUUCAUGUCUCUCAACAUGUGCAAUCAGCCCAUCUCUGGCCAUGGCAUGUAGAAAAUGAAGAAAUUUCCCUGUAAAAUAGAGACUUGAAUACGAAUUUGCCCAACUAUUCAAUUAGGAAGGUCGGUUUGUUUGUUUUGUUUCUGAAUUAGUUCAGAAAUUGGCCUAAAUCUUCCUUUUACCACAGGUAGAUUUAGCCAGAUGGUUCCCUGGAACCAUCUUCUCUGAGCUUCUCAUUUUAGAUAUUUGCCUAACAGAAGAAGCAAAGGGAAUGCUGCAUCCUGUAUCCUGAAAACAAGAACAUUUCUAAAAUAGAUUUCAUGCAGAAAUUCUGGUGUGUCCCUGGUUCUUUGUGGGCCCGUGGCUCUCAACUAGAUGUGACUUUGCACUCAGGAGACAUUUGGCAAUGUCUGGAGAGGUUUUGGUUGUCACAGGGGCAGUGUUCCUGGCAUCUGGUAGGAAGAGGCCAGAAAGCUGCUAAACAUCCUGCUGUGUGCAAGACAGACAGCACAGCUGUCUGGCCCCAAACAGCAAGCUUAGGCAAUCUGCUUUAGGCUAAAGGAAAGGAGAAAUGAGACAGCUAUCAAGGAGAUUAAUGAUGAGAGAUGAGCUACAGAAAGAAAUAGAACUUAAGAGAACAGAUGAACCCAGCAGCUGCUGAAUCCCUAUUCCACACACAAGCUGUGCAGUAAUCACCAUUUUCUUUUGAUGCUGGAGGAUCAGAUAUCUUGAAUCCAGAGAAACUGGAUUUGAAACCUGAAGUUCACUCUUAGAGAAUUCCUUGGAUGCUGUUACCAGUAGGAGUAAGUGCCACUGCUGGCAUGAUUGUAAUUUUCAGAGAUUGUAGUUGUUUAAAGGGUGACAAUAAUAUAUUCUGCCAAAUAUUAUUUAAGAACUUGUACCAAUAAACUUCUAGACUAUGGAUAGACAACUGAUCCAUCUUUACCUUUUUUAAAUGCCUUGUUCAGGACCAA
Sciurus carolinensis (gray squirrel) is the source of this 7763-nucleotide messenger RNA. RefSeq names its product bestrophin 3 (gene Best3). The record is from RefSeq and is a predicted model, not a curated record. Gene Ontology annotation, molecular function: chloride channel activity. The transcript is spliced from 10 exons. The coding region runs from base 135 to 2159 and encodes 674 amino acids. Lineage: Eukaryota; Metazoa; Chordata; Mammalia; Rodentia; Sciuridae.